GCAGAAGUGGUGGUGCCUGGGCGGUGGGCGCACUUCCGGUCUAUUGACUGACUGAUAGAUUGCUCUCAGGCUCCGGUGCCGGCGGAGGAGGGAAACAACAUAAUGGACAGCCAAGGCAGGAAGGUAGUGGUGUGCGACAACGGCACCGGGUUUGUAAAAUGUGGAUAUGCCGGCUCAAACUUUCCAGAGCACAUCUUCCCGGCUUUGGUUGGGCGACCUGUGAUCCGAUCUACUGCCAAAGUGGGAAACAUUGAGAUUAAGGAUCUGAUGGUCGGUGAUGAAGCCAGCGAGUUGCGUUCAAUGCUGGAAGUGAACUACCCCAUGGAGAAUGGUAUAGUGCGGAAUUGGGAUGAUAUGAAGCACCUUUGGGACUAUACCUUUGGACCAGAAAAACUGAACAUAGACACCAGAGACUGUAAAAUCCUGCUUACAGAGCCCCCCAUGAAUCCAACUAAAAACCGUGAAAAGAUUGUUGAGGUAAUGUUUGAGACCUACCAGUUCUCCGGUGUGUAUGUAGCAAUACAGGCCGUACUCACAUUAUACGCACAAGGUCUCUUGACUGGUGUUGUGGUUGAUUCUGGAGAUGGUGUCACACACAUCUGCCCUGUGUACGAAGGCUUCUCUCUGCCUCACCUCACCAGGAGACUAGAUAUCGCAGGCAGGGAUAUCACCCGCUACCUUAUAAAGUUGCUCUUACUACGAGGGUAUGCUUUCAACCACUCUGCUGAUUUUGAGACUGUUCGUAUGAUCAAGGAGAAGCUUUGCUAUGUGGGAUACAACAUUGAACAGGAGCAGAAACUUGCGCUAGAGACAACAGUCCUUGUGGAGUCUUACACACUUCCAGAUGGCAGGGUUAUUAAAGUUGGUGGAGAGCGUUUUGAGGCACCAGAAGCUCUGUUCCAGCCCCAUCUUAUCAAUGUAGAAGGCGUUGGCGUUGCUGAAUUGCUGUUCAACACCAUUCAGGCAGCUGACAUUGAUACUCGGCCAGAGUUCUAUAAGCACAUUGUGCUGUCAGGGGGCUCCACAAUGUAUCCAGGAUUGCCCUCCCGUUUAGAGCGAGAACUGAAACAGCUCUAUCUGGAGCGAGUCCUGAAAGGAGAUGUUGAAAAAUUAUCGAAAUUUAAGAUCCGCAUUGAAGAUCCUCCCCGCCGCAAGCACAUGGUGUUCUUGGGUGGAGCAGUAUUAGCUGACAUCAUGAAAGACAAAGACAACUUCUGGAUGACGCGCCAAGAGUACCAAGAGAAAGGCACGCGUGUUCUGGAGAAACUUGGUGUGACUGUACGAUAAACACAACUGCCAUUUCCCAUCGCUUCUCUAAAGCUUUCCUUGUUUCCUUUAUUGCCAAUCUCUGAACUCAUUCAGUUCCAUGACUUUCUUGGAAAGGCCUGUCUGUGUCCUUUUGACCUAAAGAUGGGAGUUUUUUUUGCCCUGUUUCCUGAGGAGAGCUUUGUUCCAUGUUUGUUAAUGUACCUCGGUUUGACUAUUUAAUAUGCCGUGUCUUUACAAACACAAAGCUCUAACCACAGAGCCUAACUGCUCCACAUUGUCCGUUCUCGUUAGACAUUUGGCCAAUCACAGUAGGCUUUUCCAUCUAGUGUACUGCUCUAAGGCUGCUAGCUUUAUCUUCUACUCACCGGGUGGUUUGCCUUUUGUUUCUAUAAGAGAAUCCUUUAAAAGCAGCUUUUAAUACCAUAUCCUUGGGAUGGACCCUUUUUUUUUUUCCUUUUUUUCCACAUUAGCCUUCUCGUACACAAAAAAAAAUCUAGAUUUUUUUUUUAAGCAGUUAUCGGUAAUUGUGAUUUAUUUUGUACAACAAUUUACAAAUCCCUCUGCUGCUUUCUGUCACUUUAGUUAUAAAAUCUAAAUUUUUGUUUUAAUUUUUUUUGUUUCCAUGUUUCAUUCUUAGAAGGUACACUUCUACACAGUCAUGUCUGUUGUUAGGGCGCAGCAUUAGUGUGAAGGAGGUCCUUUGCCCAUAUUGUGUGAUAAUCAUUGUUAGGCAUCACUUACAUAUAGUAACUCAGUGGCCCUCCAGCUGCUGUUGAACUUACCCAACUGCUAAAGGCUGCCAGGGUUUUGUGGGGAUGUAGUUCUUCAGCAGCCAGAGGUGCCCUGAUUUAAAUGGUUUUAUCCCCCCUUCUUUGCUGUGGGCCUCAUCCAGCCCUGCAAACAGCACCAUGUAACAUGGGAAUUGCUGGACUUUUUUUCUUUUUGCCUUUUAAUGAAGCACUUGAUCAGGUGACCCAUUCCACUGGGAACAAGCUCAUUGACAAGAAAUUAUCAGAACAGUUAAAAAGUUACAAAUGUGUUUGUGAUUAUUCCAACAAAAUCUAGAGAAUUCCUAUCUAUCUAUGAAUUUCUUUUGUUUUAUUGUUUUCCUUUGUGCGCUCGUUUCUAUAGAAGCGCAGUGAAUAAAUUUGCUGUUGCUGUAAGACAGUGCCAAGUGCGAUUCUUCCAAGAGGAAUGUUCCCAAGACAAAAUAAAUGACAUAUAAUGGUUAUCUAA
Messenger RNA from Xenopus tropicalis (tropical clawed frog), 2505 nucleotides. RefSeq names its product ARP2 actin-related protein 2 homolog (gene actr2). The record is from RefSeq and is marked provisional. Gene Ontology annotation, cellular component: cytoskeleton. Lineage: Eukaryota; Metazoa; Chordata; Amphibia; Anura; Pipidae.